Messenger RNA from Saimiri boliviensis boliviensis (Bolivian squirrel monkey), 3314 nucleotides. The record is from RefSeq and is a predicted model, not a curated record. Lineage: Eukaryota; Metazoa; Chordata; Mammalia; Primates; Cebidae.
CCCACCCCUCUCCCGAGCUGCGGGGCUGAGGGUGCGCUCGCUUUUCACUGCGCAGUUCCAAGAGGAGACAGCCGCCACUGUGCCGGGCCUUGUGACCACUUCCCAGAGGUGAUUUUAAUUGCACACCUAUUGAAAUAAACCUGUAGUUUCUAGAAGCGGAAGAAAAUUUGCUGAGAUGUCAGCUGGGGGUUCUUUCUGGAGAACCCCAGAAAUGGAGAGCUUCCACACGAGAUUUAGUGCCUGGACACCUUUUAACAACAAGUCAUUAAAUAGACAGCUCUUUCAGGAAAGAGUGGCUCUUAUAAGUCAUUGGUUUGACCUCUGGACUAACAAGCAACGUCAAGAAUUCUUAUUCGAGAUUUUUUUACGAUGCACUCACUCACAAUUAAGGUUUGUCCAAGACUGGUUUUCAGAAAGGAAGCAACUGGCCAAAGUGGAUUUCUCUACAGUGUUACCACGCUUCAUUUCUCUAUACAUCUUUUCCUUUCUGAGUCCCAAAGAUUUGUGUGCAGCCGCCCAAGUCAGCUGGGCCUGGAAGUUUUUAACUGAACAGGAUUGCUUAUGGAUGCCCAAAUGUGUUAAGUUCGGAUGGUUUCUGCCCUAUACUCCAACAGAUAAUGAGUAUGGUGCUUGGAAGCGCCAUUACAUUGCUUGUGUGUCCCACUUAGACUGGCUGACACCCAGGGAGGCUGCUGCUACUUACGGGACGCUGAAUGAACCCAAAACAGAAGAUGAGGAACUACUAGAGAGACAUAGAGAAAAGUGCCUAAGGAAAAGAAUUUGGGAGAAAAUUGCACUACGUAGGAAGGAGUUAUUCAAAGUUCGACCCCCUUGGGUGAGUGGAACGGGCCGCUCUAGCGUGCUAAAGCCCAGAUGCCAACCACGCCUCUCCCAGACUGUAAGGGAGCGAGCAGGAUCACAUGAAGCUUUGGAGAAACAGCUUGUUUUGACAUCGUUAGAAACCUUGCCCAAGCAAAGCAAUAUUUCUGGAAGCCAUUCCUACCCUUUAUUAUCAAAGAAAAACUGGCAUGGAGUGUAUAAAAAUGAUGACAGCUCUUCAUAUGCUCUCCGGCCACACUUCAUAUUAAUAUCCUCUCGGAUUCCUGCAUAUGAGAUGGUGGUGGAGAGCGUCAAGGCUGGUGUCGUUUCUGUGGUAUACGAACACAGCGUAACCUUGGAGAGCCUGCUUUAUCUCACAGAAAAAGCUCUGGAUGGGCAGAAGGCACAGAGCAUGGGAAUAUUUAGCGAUGGAGAUAGCAGAGAAAUCAAUUUACUCCAAGGGUAUAAAAUUGGUGUUAAAAAUUUACUGAAGCCUGAAGUGAGAGAUUUCUGGGAGAAAUUAGGAAGCUAUGUGGCCACUGAAGACGAAGGAGGCCACGUGGACUUCUUCGUGCCCCUUGGAGCAUCAGAGGCAGGAACUGAAGUUCUUUCUCAGCUGUCUCAACUAACUGGCACAUUCUUUACGGCACCCACUGGGAUUGCGACUGGCUCCUACCAGCACAUUCUUAGUGAUUGGCUGGGAGCCCAAUGGGGAAAGGCCCCCUCUUCCAUCUACUUCAGCGAAUCAAAACUACAGACAUGGUGCAGCUUCACAGACUUCCUAGAAGACACCUUGAAAAGGGUAAGGAAGCAGUUGUGUCCUCUCUUCAAGGAACUGCAAAAGAGCAUCAGUGGCAGGAUGAUAGGGCAGUUUAUGUUUGAUACCAUGGGUAUGAGCGACAUUCUGAACAACCAAGAGAUCGCACACGCUCUGACAGAUGGGCUGAUGGAGUUGUCAAAAGAAGAUUCUGACAAACCUCUGGAAUUUUUGUCAUAUUUUCUGCUGAAGAAAUGUGGUAAAAAGAUCAAAGAGUUUGAAGAAAAUGUUAUUCCAACAAAAUGUGACCCAAAGACAGCAUUCGGCUUAUUGAUGAAGGAAAGAAAUGGUGCAGAAGACAAUUCUUGGGACACAAAGUCAAGACUCAGCAAAAAUGAUUUAAAUUUUGAAGCGCUGAUUAAUCUGGAGAGAAUGCUCCAGAAAGACUCAGCAGAAAAGCGAACUAGAGUUGUCAGGGAACUCUUACAGAGUGAGAGAAAAUAUGUGCAGAUGCUGGAGAUUGUGAGAGAUGUUUAUGUCACACCACUGAAAGCAGCACUGUCAUCAAACAGAGCAAUUCUGAGUGCUGCCAAUAUCCAGAUCCUCUUCUCUGAUAUUCUGCGGAUUUUAAGUCUCAACAGGCAGUUUCUAGAUAACCUGAGAGACAGACUGCAGGAAUGGGGCCCAGCUCACUGUAUUGGAGAAAUAGUCACAAAGUUUGGAAGCCAGUUGAACACAUAUACCAAUUUCUUCAACAAUUACCCUGUCGUUCUGAAAACUAUUGAAAAGUGCAGAGAAAUGAUACCAGCCUUCCGAACUUUCCUGAAGAGGCACGAUAAGACCAUUGCUACCAAAAUGCUGAGUCUGCCAGAACUGCUGCUGUACCCAUCACGAAGAUUUGAAGAAUACCUUAAUCUUCUCUAUGCUGUCAGGCUUCAUACUCCUGCUGAGCAUGUUGACCGUGGGGACUUGACCACUGCAAUUGACCAAAUAAAAAAAUAUAAAGGUUAUAUAGAUCAGAUGAAGCAAAACAUCAAUAUGAAAGAUCAUCUGUCAGAUAUACAGAGAAUCAUCUGGGGAUGCCCUACUCUCUCAGAAGUAAACAGAUAUCUGAUUAGGGUCCAAGAUGUAGCCCAACUUCAUUGCUGUGAUGAAGAAAUAAGUUUCUCUUUAAGGCUCUAUGAACACAUCCGCGAUCUCAGCCUUUUCCUCUUCAAUGAUGCACUGCUGGUUUCUAGUCGGGGCACAUCUCACAUUCCAUUUGAGAGGACUUCAAAAACCACCUACCAGUUCAUUGCAUCAGUGGCCCUUCACAGGUUAUUCAUAGAAAAUAUUCCAGAUUCCAAGUAUGUCAAGAAUGCAUUUAUUCUUCAAGGUCCAAAAUAUAAAUGGAUUUGUGCUACAGAAGCAGAGGAUGAUAAGUUCCUAUGGCUGUCAGUACUUCAAAAUGCAAUCAAAAGUAGGAUGGAGAAGUGAGACUGAACUUGAAAGCAUCAAGGGUACCAAUUCUACCCAGCAAAGACAGACAACAUGUAUUUUCUGUUCCAAAAUAUCCAGUAAGAAACAGAGUAACUGUCAUGGACCAAGAUGACCCAUAGGAUCCUUCCAACUUUUAAACUGUAUCAUUUGUGCUCACUUAUGAAGAAUGUAUAAGAACACUUUGAGUCCAAAAGUUUGAACUACUUCUUUUGGUAGCUAUAUUUCAUGGGUAAUCUGAUGUGACGAAACCUAAGACAGC